Aspergillus homomorphus CBS 101889 is the source of this 1422-nucleotide messenger RNA. RefSeq lists its product as uncharacterized. The annotation marks the transcript as partial. The transcript is spliced from 5 exons. Gene Ontology annotation, cellular component: vacuolar membrane. The record is from RefSeq and is a predicted model, not a curated record. Gene Ontology annotation, molecular function: amino acid transmembrane transporter activity. NCBI's taxonomy places the organism in Eukaryota, Fungi, Ascomycota, Eurotiomycetes, Eurotiales, Aspergillaceae. Gene Ontology annotation, biological process: amino acid transmembrane transport.
ACCAAAUCACCUCCUCUCAACAUCAUGGAUUCCUCAAAAAUGGUUGACCACAAGGAUCACGAACACCUAGAAACGGUCCCAGACCAACUUGACAUUGUCAAUGAUGACGUUUUCGGUGAACUCACCGAGGGUGGCCCCAAUUAUCGCAAUGUCGGCUUUGUGGGCACCGUCAUCCUGAUGAUGAAAACCCAAAUUGGCUUGGGUGUUCUCGCUAUCCCAUCCGCAUUGAAUGUCCUGGGCAUGGUUCCCGGUCUGAUCUGCCUGCUUGUCUUUGCCGUGAUCACCACCUGGGCCGGAUACGUCGUGGGAACCUUCAAGCUGCGGCACCGCGAGGUAUACAGUCUCGAUGAUGCAGGGGCAAUUAUCCUGGGGUUGCCCGGCCGAGGCAUUCUCGCAACCGCCUUCUGCCUGUACUACGUUUUCAACAGUGGCUCCGCAAUUCUAGGUCUCUCGGUCGGUCUGAACGCGGUUUCGUCCCAUGCCACCUGCACGGCGGUGUUUGUCGCCGUGGCGGCAAUCGUCGGUUUUGCGUGUAGUAGCAUCCGAACCCUCGGCAAAAUCACCUGGCUGGCCUGGAUUGGAUUGCCGUGUAUUCUCACUGCUGUGUUGAUUGUCACCAUUGCCGUGGGUCUCGAGGAUCGUCCCGCCGGGGCCCCGGCAACGCCGGGUCCUUGGGUCUCGGAUUGGAAGGUAUUUGGCAAUCCGUCGUUUUCCGAUGGGAUUGCCGCAGUCUCGAACCUGCUGUUUGCCUUUUCCGGUACCCCCGGCUUCUUCUCCAUUGUGUCGGAGAUGCGUGAUCCCAAGCAGUAUACGAUAGCCAUGGUCACCUGUCAGGCUGGGGUGACUGCUGUGUAUGCGAUUAUCGGCUGUGUGGUUUACUACUACUGUGGGAGUUACGUGGCCUCACCCGCGCUGGGCUCCGCCGGCGGAGUGAUCAAAAUCAUCAGCUAUGCGUUUGCCUUGCCCGGACUGAUGGUGACCAUGACCAUUGUCACUCACAUCCCUGCCAAAUUCAUCUUUGUGCAUGCCCUGCGCGGAUCUCGGCAUCUCAGCAGCAACUCGCCGACCCACUGGAUCAGUUGGCUCACCUGUACUUUUGGGAUCACGCUGGUGGCGUGGAUCAUUGCCAGUACGAUCCCCAUUUUCGAUGCGCUCUUGUCACUGAUCGGAGCAUUGCUUUGCCCACUCAUCUGCAUCAUGCCAAUGGGGGCGAUGUGGCUGUACGACAACUGGGGCAAUGGCACCCGAGGCAAGCCGAAGACCUUGCGGUGGAUGAUCGGAGUGGCGUUGAAUGUCACUCUAAUCAUCUUGGGGGCUUUCCUGGUGGUGGCCGGUACCUAUGGCUCGGUGAUUUUGAUCAUGAACUCCUACCGGGCAAGUGGUGGCUCGGCGGCCUUCUCCUGUGCGGACAAUUCGAAUUCU